UUACUCGGUGGUGACUACUCCGAGUUGAGUGUGGGUAAUAUGGACGAUGCAUCACAAACACCCCAUUUACACCACCACCACCGCAAGCGACGGCGAGGUUGGGAGAAAGGGCCAUAUGUGCGUGUGCACUACGAGAAUCUGUCAAAGGCAAGCUUGGAUCAUCUUCAGAACCUUCUGUCCUCGUGGUCAUCAUGGGAGUCCACUCAAACCCCAUUCGCUGAACGCGAGGGGCAGGAGCAGCAGAGCACGAGGCUGAGUGGAACGGACGUCUACUUCCCCUCCUCUGGGCCGUCCUCUGCAGCAGUCCCCUCUGUUCUCUCUCGCCUUGUCAUUAUCCUUUCUUUUUCCCUUUUUCCUGCUCUCUUCCCUUCUUCCCUCUCCCUUCCCUUCUCCCUCUCUCUCACCUUCUCCCUCCUCCUCACUCCCCCCAUGCAGCGUCACUACAGCACAGCCAACGACGUGCCUCUCUAUGAUAGGUCAGAAUCAGGCGUCGUUUUAGGCAUCCACGUCAGCAGCAACAGCAGCAAGAGCGCAGGUAUAGGUGCAGGCAGUAACGAGACAGAAAAUGACACUAACGCUCCCUCUGACAUAGCACCAGAAGCAGCAGCAGCAGCAGCAGCAGUAGCAGCAGCAGGAGGAGACCUUUCCACCCUCACGCCCCUCUUCCUCCACACUGACUCCUCUCUCACAGAGGAGGCGCUCAAGUUAAAAUAUGCCGCCCGCUGCUUCAACUGCGGCUCCUACACUCACGCUCUGCGGGACUGCCAGCGCCCAAGGGACCAUGCAGCUGUAGCAGCCGCUCGGGCAGAACACGCAGGGGGGAAGGGGCAAGGCGGGCAGGGUGGGAAGGGCGGGAACAGUGCGGCUGGGGAUGGAGGGGUGGGGAAGUCGAGGUAUUACGGGUUUGGAGGGGCGGGGGGCGGGAAGGGGAGAGGAGGAUCGAUGGAGGAGAGGUUUGAAGGGCUCGUGCCGGGCGUGCUCAGUGCGGAGCUGCGUGCUGCCAUGGGCAUAGGGGACCGCGACCCACCGGCAUGGCUCAGGCGAAUGCGGGAGCUGGGGCACCCGCCUGGCUUGCUCUCCAACGAGGAGGAGAAGGCAGAGGAGAAAGGCCAGGAAGAAGCAGCAGCGGCAGCAGCAGCGGCAGCAGCAGCAGUGAAGGCUUCAAAGGAGGAGGGAGAGGACAGUGAUAGCGAGGCAGGAGAAAUCCCAGCAGAGACGAACAUUGAAGGAAAACCAGUCAAAGAGAAGGCUGCUGCUGCUUCUGCUGCUGCUGAAGACCUGAAUGGGUUCAAGUCUCUUGCUCUUGUGCUGGACGAUGCUUCCGAGGAAGGUUCCCUUGAUGCUGAUGGUGGUGGGGAUGGGGGGCGUGAAACGACUCCUGAACCCGAAUCUUUUCUUGUUCCUACUGUCGAGUUUCCGGGCUUGAAUGCUCCUCCCCCCGAGGAUGGCGAUGAAUACGCGUGGGGAGGGAGGGGGUGGAGGGCGGAUUGGGAGGAGAGUGAGAGGAGGAGGAGGUUGAGGUAUGAGGAUAAGAGGUGGGAGGAGGAAUGGAGGAGGAGGCGAGAGAGGGAGGAGAGGGAGAGGGGUAAGGAGGGAAAGGGGGAUGAGGAUCAGAGGGAGAGGAAGCGGAGGAGAAUGGCUAGGGAUGGUUCUGCCGAUGAGAAGAGAGAGGGAGGUAAGAAUGAUAGGGAGGGAAUGUCUGGAAGGGAUAAGAAGGGUGAGAAGGACAGGGAAGGGGAUAGAGACAGAAGAAGGGACAGGAGCAAGGAGAGGGGAAGGGACAGAAGCAGGGAGAGGGGCAGAGACAGAAGCAGGGAAAGGGGCAAAGACAGGAGCAGGGAGAGGGGCAGAGACAGGAGCAGAGAGAGAGGAAGGGACAGAAGCAGGGAGAAGCGACGGGAGAGAAGCAGGGAGAGGAGAAGAGAGACGAGUAAGGAAAGGGACAGAGACAGAAGCAAGGAGAGAGGAAGAUACAGGAGCAGGGACAGAAACAGAGACAGGAGUAAGGAGAGGAGCAAAGAUAGGAGCAGGGAGAGGAACAGAGACAGAAGCAGCGACCGAAAGAGAGAUGCGGAUGAGAAGAGGAGGGAGGAGUGGAGCCCAAUUAGGGUUGAGGAUGACAGAGGUGCUUAUGAGGGAAGAGAGAGGAGCAGAGCUGGCGACACUGAUUCUGACCGGUGGCAGUUGGAUCGUGACAGGUGGCAUGUGGGCAGUAGCAGCUCCUACGGGGCUUAUCUGGACCAAUCCCGCUACGACUCAUCAUCACGGCGACAUGACGAUUCAGCCAAUGAUCGAUAUGGAGGUGCGUGUGGUGCUGCUGCCAAUCCGCCUUCUGCUUUACUCUCUGCUUUUGAGGCUGCCCCUCCAAGGGGGGGAGGGAGUGCGGGAGCGGUUACAGACGCAAGGGGGGUUGUCGGUGCUCGUGCUAGUUCAGCUGUGCUGUCAUGGGCGGCUGGGAUUGAGAGUGAGUGCGGCGAUGAUGGUGGCGGUGGUGUGCAGCUGGACAUGUACCAAGACUACAAUCAAGGCUCAGCAGCAAGAGGAGCUAUCACUGAAGCACCACCUUCAACCACCACUUAUUCUGGAGCAGCAGCGAAUGUCACCCAGACUCCAGGAUAUUCACAAGUGCCUUCGCAGUUCACAUACAGUCAUACCCAGUCAGCCAUCUAUCCUCCUGAGCCACCGUCUCAUACCCAGCCCACUGCAGUCCCCGCUCCUAUGCCUUGCCUCCAGCCAUCACAAACACUCUUUCCGCCUGGAACAACCAACUAUACUCCUCUUCCACCUCUUCCUCCUGGCCCUCCCCCUCCCCUGCCUGACAGCUCUUCUUAUCCCCCAUUGCCUCCUGGACCCCCCCCCCCAUUAUACCCCUAUCCUGCGUCUUCUCCGCCUCCACCUCUCCCAGCAGCACCUCCGCCUUUCACUCCUCCCCCGCCUGCCUAUCCCCCCCCUCCCUCGCCUGCAUUCUUGUCCCCACCUGCGGGAGAAGAUGCAACUCCCCCACCUUACCUGCCAGCAUAUCAAUGGUGA
This is a messenger RNA of Closterium sp. Naga37s-1, 3030 nucleotides long. The record is from the annotation of a GenBank genome assembly. Lineage: Eukaryota; Viridiplantae; Streptophyta; Zygnematophyceae; Desmidiales; Closteriaceae.